AUGCCCGGAAAGUCAUCAUUUCGAGAAAAAAUAGCCAGAACUUUGAAUUUGCAUGACAAAAGUGAGGAGGAUGAAUGUGAUCGGAUACCCUCUAACAUCAUCGUCACUUCUUUUGACAUGACUUGUUAUUUUUUUGCCAUUUUUACAUACAUUUCGGAUAUUUUUAUGGAUAUUUUUGUGGCCAUUUUCUACUUCAGAAAGGGAAAUGUAAGUUUUAUUUGCAAGCUUUGACGAGUAUAACGCUCGUCAUCUAUUUGCUUGUUGAGUAAUAAAUUCGACUCCUUCAGCAAAUGGCAGGUAUAUUAACCACCGUUUUCAUCCUUCUUCCAUCUCUAAUUUUAAAUUUUAUUUCAAUCUUAUUCUGGAUGGAUGAUGAGGCCAGAAGAAGAGAAGAUGACUGCACUGAUCGCAGCAAUACUUACGACUUUGUGUUUACUGAUAAUAUUAAAAUAUUGAGUAAAUCCAGAGGAAAAGGGGGAAUCGAAGUCACGGAUUCUGAUGACAAAGCGGGAAAAAGGAAGACGAGAGUUUACAGAUGGGUGUUGGCGGUUAUUCUACAGGUAAAUUUUACUUUAUCUUGUCACUUGCGACAGCUUUACGUAUUAUAAAAUUAAAUAUAAUCAAACCCUUUAGCUGGGCCCUCUUUUAUGGUACUGCAAAUCAAUGAAAUACGCCCUCAAGUGCUUCACACUUCAAAAACGACCACGAAAAGAGCGCAUCUUCUAUCAGAAAGUGUUCUACAAGAAGAUCGAAGCGGACCGUGAUGCUGGGAUCCUCAGAUUUUUUGAGGCUUGCCUAGAAUCCAUGCCUCAACUUCUUAUUCAAGGAUACUUUCUUUCAAAAGAUUGGCAGAAUUACGGUCAUACUGAAUCAGAGUUCAUUUGGCAUUGUAAGUAAAACCUUUCGAAUCCGGUUUGCGAUCUUUUUCUUAAACGAUUGUUGCUUUUCAGGGCGUUGUACUUCAAUUGUAUUAUCCUUGAUCUCCAUUUCCUAUUCCUUCGUUUCACAUCACCGCGUCCUUCGAAUUUCAUUGCCUCAAAAACAGAACCUCGGACCUCUUGGAUGCUACUUGAUCGUAAGUCUAUUCCCAUGAAUUCAUAAAUCCUUAUCUAUCGUUUUUUGUCGUUUAUUUAAAUCAAUGUAAUUUCAGUUUCUAUGGCGGUUCUUUACGGUUUCUGCCCGUUUCAACGUCGUUACCGUAAUCCUAGUUAUAAAUUUUGUUGCGGGUUUAGUUCUCAUGAUCUCCCAUUUACUUAUUUCUACCUCAAGUCUACUUAUUUUGCAACGAAUUGAUACGAAAUCUAAGUCAAAAAUGAUUGACCCUGUAAUGUUCGCCAUAAACCUUUGGAUUCACAUCUUUGGUCCCUUUAAUAUGGCCGAAGGACCGUCAAGAUUACGGUAUGGAAUUGAAUAUGGAUUGGAAAUUUUCGAAGGAAUGGUAAGUAUAAUAACUUGUAUUUAAUUUUAUUUCGAGUCGUAUAUGAUAACGGAAUUUGUCAUUUCAGAUAGUAAUCUGCCUCGCAAACUUCUACUUCAAGCCCACAUUUCCUUUCGUUGAUCGUAUUCUGGCUGGGAUGGGUGUAUCAUACGCAAUUGGGAUCACAAUCAUGAUCAUUUAUCAUCUCUUUUUCCAUCCAAAUAUCAAAACCAAGGUUGUUUUCCGCAACAUAGCGUCAAAUAAACCCUAG
This is a messenger RNA of Bursaphelenchus xylophilus (pine wood nematode), 1688 nucleotides long. The record is from the annotation of a GenBank genome assembly. NCBI's taxonomy places the organism in Eukaryota, Metazoa, Nematoda, Chromadorea, Rhabditida, Aphelenchoididae.